CUCCGCUGCCUGUCCCGCUCGCCCUUCUCCGGGGACGGGAGGCUCCCGGGCCCCGUGCGCCUGGACAUCGACACCGACUUCCAGGCCGUGCGGCAGCAGGAGAAGGAGGACAUCAAAGUGCUCAACAACCAGUUCGUGACCCUGAUCGAGAAGGUCCAGAGCUUGGAGCAGCAGAACAAGAUCCUGACGACCAGGUGGAACUUCCUGAAGGACCAGGACAAUUCCCACUCUGACUCGGACAUCAAGGCCAUCUAUGAGCAGUACAUGAGCAAAAUGAACCAGGAGAUGAAGGCGCUCAACUACGAGCAGGAAAACCUGGAGUCUGAGCUGGCAAAGGUCCUGAGCACCAUGGACACCUUCCGGAGCAAGUACGAGGAUGAAAUUCGUCUCUGCAGCGGGAUGGAAUUCACCUUCAUGGAGCUGAAAAAGGAUCUGGAUGUGAGCACCUUGCACCGAACAGAACUGGAGGUGAAGCUCAAAGGGCUCCAGGAGCUGCUGGAGCUGAAGAAAACCAUCUAUGAGCAGGAACUGGAGGAGCUGCUGACGGAAAUCAAGGACAUUUCUGUGGUGCUGGGAAUCGACAGCUGCUCCCGGCCAGACCUGGGCAGGAUUGUGGAGGACGUCAGGGCCCAGUAUGAAUUCCUGGCCCUGCGGAGCUGGGAAGAGGCUGAGGCCCUCACCCGGAGGAAGCUCACCGACAGCAGCUCCCAGUCUGGCUCCUUUGGGGGGCACCUCCUCGACAGCCGUCGGGAAAUCGCAGAUCUGAACAUCCAGAUCCAGAAACUCCGGUCCUGCAUCGUGUCCCAGAAGAGCCAGUGCCUGUACCUGGAGGAACACAUCCGUGAGGCUGGCGAGCAGGGGGAGGGGACCCUCAGGGACGCCAAGGCCAAGGUGGCCGGGCUGGAGGAGGCCCUGCAGCGCAGCCGGGAGCACAUGGCUCACCUGGUCCGGGAGUACCAGGAGCUCAUGAACAUCAAACUGGCCCUGGAUGUGGAGAUCCUCACCUACAGGAAGCUCAUGGAAGGGGAGGAGAACAGCAUGGAGCAGCCCAUUCCCACUGUCAUCAGCGCUGUCCACUCCUGCCCGAAGCCCCUUUCUGCCAGCACCCUGCGGAAUUCACGGCUGUUUGCCCGGGGCUCAGGGGACACGGAGCUAAGCGGAGGCAGCACCAGGAGAGCCCAGGACGUGCUGGGGAUUCCAGACACCGGGACCCAGCCCAAGCUCAGCUCCGAAGCCCCCGAGGAAUGUUCGUAGAAUGGGAUGAACACGGAUCCAAGGCACCUGGGAAGCUCUUCCUCCUGAACUCCAGCCCACAUCCAAGGGAUGAAGGAUGAGGAUCCUGUCCAGGCUGUCCCCUGUCUUCCCACCAUUGCAGUUCACAGCUCCAUUCCCAGUUACAGCAGGAACCAGCCCAGGACUUUAGGGAUUCUCCCAUUCCCUUCACCUUCCUCUCCAGGGCUCCCUUCCCAGGGGAUUUGCAGUCACCCCUUGGAAUGUGCCCAGCAGGAGGGAAAUGUCCCUACCCCAGUUUUAGCAGCUGCCAUUGGUCCCUUUACUGGUGUUGCCAAACCUUUUCCCUGCUCCAAGGGUGAUCCCCAAUGGGGCUUCCAAGGAAAACACCAUCCAGGUUUCCACACUGGGGAGAGAGAGGAAAACAAUGCCAGGGAUGGAUUUGUCACCUGGAUUGACAGAUCUGGUGACACACUGGGGGACCCUUGGCCACCUCAGGGCAUUUCUCUCCCUUUGGGGGGGCCCUCAUUCCAUUCCAUUCCAACCUCUUGAUUUCCAUAAGCCCUUCCUAUUCUCCCUCUCUCCAGGCUCCACACAGCAAUUCCAGCUCCUAAGAUUGGGGUAUUGGUUCCUAUUUAACUGCACUGGGAACAUCCUGGUUUGGGUUGGGAGGGACCUCAAAGCUCAUCCCAUUCCCACCCCGGCCAUGGGGUGGAUAUCCCAGGUUGCUCCA
Messenger RNA from Cyanistes caeruleus (blue tit), 1963 nucleotides. RefSeq names its product keratin 80 (gene KRT80). The record is from RefSeq and is a predicted model, not a curated record. Gene Ontology annotation, cellular component: keratin filament. NCBI's taxonomy places the organism in Eukaryota, Metazoa, Chordata, Aves, Passeriformes, Paridae. Gene Ontology annotation, molecular function: structural constituent of skin epidermis. Gene Ontology annotation, biological process: intermediate filament organization; keratinization.